CCGCCCUCCGGCGUUGGGCAGAGGAGGAGAGGAGGGGACAGAGAGGCAGGGAGGUGUGUGGGAGUAGGUGUGUUGUGGAGUCGAGCGGGAUGGCGUCCGGCGCGUCGUCGUCUCCCCCGCUGCCGGUGCUCUCGCUCGCCGCGGUCGUCGUCGUCCUCCUCCUCCUCGCGGCGCGCGGCGGGGCCACGCCGCCGCACCCGCUCCGCGGCGUGCGCCCGCUCGCCUUCGACGAGGGGUACGCCCAGAUCUUCGGCAGCAGCAACCUCGCGCUCCUCCGCGACGGCCGCCGCGUCCGCCUCGCCCUCGACGAGUCCACCGGCGCCGGGUUCGCGUCGCAGGACCUGUUCCUCCACGGCUUCUUCAGCGCCGCCAUCAAGCUGCCCGCCGACUACGCCGCGGGCGUCGUCGUCGCGUUCUACCUGUCGAACGGCGACGUGUACGAGAAGACCCACGACGAGCUGGACUUCGAGUUCCUGGGCAACGUGCGGGGGCGCGAGUGGCGGGUGCAGACCAACGUCUACGGCAACGGCAGCACCCACGCCGGCCGGGAGGAGCGCUACGACCUCCCCUUCGACCCCACCGACGACUUCCACCACUACUCCAUCCUCUGGACCAGCCAACGCAUCAUAUUCUACGUGGACGAGACCCCGAUCCGGGAGGUGGUGCGGACGGCGGCCAUGGGCGCGGCGUUCCCGUCCAAGCCCAUGUCUUUGUACGCCACCAUCUGGGACGGCUCCACCUGGGCCACGCUGGGCGGCCGGUACCGCGUCAACUACCGGUACGCGCCGUUUGUGGCCGAGUUCGCCGACCUCGUCAUCCGGGGCUGCGCCGGCGACCCCGCCGAGCGCGACCCCCACUCGGCGGCCGCGGCGGCGUGCGAGGCGCGCGCCGGGCUGGAGGCCCUCGCCGUGCCCGCGGAGCGGCGCGCGGCCAUGGCGGCGUUCCGGCGCGCCCACACCUCCUACUCCUACUGCCACGACCGGCGGCGGUACCCCGUGGCCCUGGCGGAGUGCGGCGCGGCGGCGCUCCUCCCGGGCCGCAUGUUCGGCCCCGACGGCAUGAGGCAACACGGCCGGCGCGCCCGCCGCGGCGGUCGCCGCGUCGGCGCCCAGGACGACGCCAUGUGAUGGAUCGAUCGAUCUCCCGGCUCAAUCUCCGAUUCUUAAGGCUGGCUGUAUAAAGGCAGAGCUGGGCAGGCGGCGGGCGGGCGGGCGUGAUUGCUUGCGGUGGGAUUGGGAUUGGAGCGAGUCGUCUUCCUCGGCUUGCGUUGUGGUUGUACGGUACCGGGUACCCCCGGCCUGCUCUCUGCCCCCAUUCGCCAUUAGAGUAGCUCUCGUGUUUAUUGCCGCGCUGGACCAUUUCCUUGCCGAUGCCAGCGCCACAGCCAUUGAUGAAGAAAAAGCUACUGCUCAUUCGAGGCUCGAUCCUCUGAUGUUUA
Molecule: messenger RNA, 1438 nt
Organism: Panicum virgatum (switchgrass)
Lineage: Eukaryota; Viridiplantae; Streptophyta; Magnoliopsida; Poales; Poaceae
Product: probable xyloglucan endotransglucosylase/hydrolase protein 28
Exons: 4
Coding region: 90-1127 (345 amino acids)
Biological process (GO): cell wall biogenesis; xyloglucan metabolic process
Cellular component (GO): cell wall; apoplast
Molecular function (GO): hydrolase activity, hydrolyzing O-glycosyl compounds; xyloglucan:xyloglucosyl transferase activity
Source: RefSeq, a predicted model, not a curated record